AUUGUUAUGUUUUCAAAAAAAUAUUUUCAUGUAGAACACAUAUAAGAGCAACCGUUGGUUAAUCACAUGAUAAUAACCCUCAAUAGAAAUUCCUGAUACUAUGCAAGACUCACUAAGCUUUGUCUUCUCGUCAUCUUCCACAUCUUCCUCAGUCUUCUCAUUUUCAACAAGAAAAAAACUCACCAGGAGGAAUAGAGAAAAAAUGGUUCAUGUCAAAGCAGAAGAUUUGAAAAAUACUGACAACAAUUAUAAAUCUCUCCUAGCUGAUUUAGCCCUAGCUCUUAAUCCCGCACCGGUGAAAACAUGCAAAAAUCCCGAAAAAAAAUUCGAUGCACCCUUGAAUUCGCCUUUGCCAUUGAUUAAAAUAUCGCGCGUUCUUAAUGGUAUACCACAAAGUCCUCAUUUCUUUCAACUAAGAGAUUUAUCAGAGUUAGCACGAGAGAGAUUGAUAGCAGCAUGGGAUCAAGCAUUCGAAGAUACAGCAAAGAAAGUUCAUGAUUUGAAGGUUAAAGAUUUUUGGGUUAAUGCAAGAAAGGUUUGGAAGACGAUGGAAGAUUUGCAAGGAAUGGGAUAUAAUGUGAUUCCAAUUAGGAGGAGAUUGGUGGAAAUGACGGAAGUGAUGAGUGAGUUUAAGAGUUCGAAGUUGAAGAUUUUGAAGAUGAAAAGUAAAGCUGAGAAUCAUAGAAUGGAAAAGAGUAGGCUUGAGAGUGUAGUUUUGGGUUUACAAAUGAGGGUUGAAAGAGAGGGAGUGAAGAUGGUGAAGUUGCUUUGUGAAGUUGAUGAAAUUGAAAAAGCAUUGCCUAGUUAUGAUAUUUUGGUAGAAAGUUUAGCCAUGAAAUCAUUUGUUGUUGAUGUUUGAGUAUAUCAAAACUUGUUGAAGGUUUGAGUGGUAACAAUUUUUUUUUGUCUAUCUCGAAUUGAUGCUAUAUUG
Molecule: messenger RNA, 931 nt
Organism: Lathyrus oleraceus (garden pea)
Lineage: Eukaryota; Viridiplantae; Streptophyta; Magnoliopsida; Fabales; Fabaceae
Exons: 2
Coding region: 101-859 (252 amino acids)
Source: RefSeq, a predicted model, not a curated record